Molecule: messenger RNA, 414 nt
Organism: Suillus subalutaceus
Lineage: Eukaryota; Fungi; Basidiomycota; Agaricomycetes; Boletales; Suillaceae
Exons: 3
Coding region: 1-414 (137 amino acids)
Source: RefSeq, a predicted model, not a curated record
AUGGGCGAUGCGGAUGCCGACGCUGAUGCGGAAGGGGAGUUGGAUGAAGAGGAGGUGGAUGUUCGUCCUCUGUUGGUCACUAAACACGCUGCAACUGUUGGCGCUGUGGCGGGUAGGAGGAAGCCAUUGAAGACCCCACGCGCUGUUGUGCCUGUUGUGCAUCCUGUCCCUUGCGCUCGAUGCGUAAAGGCCAAGAAGCCUUGCGUUGGCAAGCCAGGAAAUUCCUGUGAGCUGUGCAAGGAUGCUUGCAAGAAAUGCGAGUACUCUACUCAUAGGCAUGGAGUCGCAAAGGAGAGGGCUGCUGCAUGCGCUGUUGCGGCAAAGGCAGCGGUAAAGGGCCCUCUGCUCCCACUCCAAGUUCCUCUGCGGGGCGGUGAAGGAUCUUCAACUCAGCUGAGGGUGCAGCUGAUAUAA